AUGAGAAGAACAACAUGUUCUUCCCAAAGACUUUCUUUAAUAAGAUCGUCCCAUUACACAACAACAACAACAACAACAUCAAAGUCAAUGAAAGAAAAGAUUGUUAUGGGUAUAGAAACAAGUUGUGAUGAUACUAGUGUUGCCAUUGUCAAAGGAGAUAGAACCAUUCUAUCACAAUGUGAUAUUGCACAAUGGGAUAUUCAUCGAAAGUUUGGUGGCAUUGUACCAAAGUUGGCAAAGGAAUCACAUGAAAAGAAUAUAGAUCGUGCAAUAGAAUGUGCAUUAAAAGAUGCAAACAAGAGCAUAGAAGAAAUAGAUGCAAUUGCUGUUACAAUGGGUCCUGGUAUUGCAUUUUCUUUGGAUGUUGGUUUGGAAAAGGCAAGACAAUUGGCAAAGAAACAUUCUAUACCAUUCCUUGGUGUAAAUCAUCUCGAGGGUCAUUGUCUUACUUGUAGACUCUCUGAUGAAGGUGCUCACGUUCAAUUUCCAUUUUUGGUUCUUCUUGUUAGUGGUGGUCAUACUCAAUUGUUGAUUUGUCAUGCUGUUGGACAAUACACUCAAAUUGGUAAUACUUUGGACGACUCUGUGGGUGAGGCUCUCGAUAAGGCCGCACGUCUUCUUGGUUGUGAAUUUGGUGAAUUACACGAUGGAGAAAAACUAUACAAGAAUAUACACGGAGGUGAAGCAAUAGAAAUAUUGGCAAAAAAAGGAAAUCACAAAGGAUAUACACUACCAAUCCCAAUGGUAUCAUCUUUAAACUGUGAUUUUUCUUUUUCUGGUCUAAAAAGUCAUUUAAAAAAAACAAUAGACUCUUUAAAAGAAAAAAAUCAACAACAACAACAACAACAACAACAACAAGAAGAACAAGACAAUACAACAAAUGACAACAAACUACAGUUGGUUGGAGGUUUGACAAAUCAACAAAGAUAUGAUCUAGCUGCAUCCUUUCAGUUUACUGUAUUUAUGCACCUAGUUAAAAAGACUGAACGUGCCUUUGAUUGGUAUAUACAUAAUACCAACAAAACAAUCUCUCAAGCUACCUCUGUUCCUUCAAAAAAAUCAAAAUCAUCUAAUCAAAAUAAUAAUCAAAAUAAUAAUAAUAAUAAUAAUCAAAAUAAUGGAUCACAUGGAGAUGUUUUAUUAUCUCCACCUACAUGUUUGGUAGUUACUGGAGGAGUAUCAAAAAAUCAAAUGCUUAGAAAAUUUUAUCAAGAGAUAUCUAGCUUUUAUAAACUCCCUGUGGUGUUUCCCAAUCCAUCACUGUGUACUGACAAUGGAGCAAUGAUAGCGUGGGCAGGUAUUGAAAUGCUCAAAGAAGAUCUUAAUAUUGAUCCAGAUGAUGCCUUUUAUAUUCCUGUUUGGCCACUAGACCCAUCACCACCAACACUUUUUGCAACCAACCUCACAAACGAAACUAUUAAUCAGAGAAAGAAAUGGUUCACUGAUACUGUAGAAAAAUAUAGCCCUACUGGCCAACUUCCUUUACCCUUGAAACAAAAAUUACAACAAAACAACAACAAGAAAUAA
This is a messenger RNA of Cavenderia fasciculata, 1527 nucleotides long. Its product is annotated as O-sialoglycoprotein endopeptidase. The record is from RefSeq and is a predicted model, not a curated record. Gene Ontology annotation, cellular component: mitochondrion. The coding region runs from base 1 to 1527 and encodes 508 amino acids. Lineage: Eukaryota; Evosea; Eumycetozoa; Acytosteliales; Cavenderiaceae. The transcript has a single exon. Gene Ontology annotation, biological process: tRNA threonylcarbamoyladenosine modification.